AUGGAGUCGAGAAAGGCAAAUGAAAAAGAUAUACAGAGGGAAUUCCCUGUGCCUGGCCCCUUUACUGAGGUCAGUUUGGCAAGUCCAUCACAGAACAGUGGCGAGAGUUCGCCAACUACCUGCCUGCCUCUUGCCCCAGGGCUGGCUUUCACACCAAGAGCACAUAGAGGUCGGAGCCUAAGCAGAGGCCACGCCUGGCCUGAAAAACCAAAGGUGUAUCAAGGUGUCCGGGUGAAGAUCACGGUGAAGGAGUUGCUGCAGCAGAGAAGGGCACACCAGGCAGCCUCAAGGGGAACCCUGUCUGGAAGCAGCAGUGUCCACCUUGCAGACCCAGUCGCACCAGCUUCUGCAGGACUGUAUUUUGAGCCUGAACCAAUUCCUUCCACACCCGGUUAUUUCCAACCCCAAGAAUUUUCCAGUUGUGUUUCUUGUGAGGAGAACCCAAGCCGUGUUGACCAGAUGUUCGAUUCCUACCUGCAGACAGAGACACACACAGACCCUUCGUUCAGUUCCAUGCAAAACAUGUCACACUGUUUCCCAGACAGCUUCCAGGCUGCUCCUUUCUGCUUUAAUCAGAGCCUGACCCCAGGAUCGCCUUCAGAUUCCUCCACUCUGUCUGGCUCCUUAGACUGCAGUUACUCACCAGCCCAGCUACCUUCCUAUGUGCCAGAGAAUUACAAUUCUCCCCCUUCUUUGGAGGCCAGAAACUGUGGGUAUCCCUCAGAAGACUACUCCUGCCAUCACUUGCCCUCGCACACCCAGUACAACUGCUUCUCCUCAGCCCCUGCCCCGGUCUGUUACUGCACGUCCUGUGAGGCAGAGCACUUGGACAUCAUCCGGGCAUCAGAGUAUUUUUCCUAUCCCAGCACAGACUAUAUGGACUUUCCUUCCUCCACUGCAGCAGCCAAUGAUUUCUAUAAAAGGGAAACAAACUGUGACAUCUGCUAUGGUUAA
Orycteropus afer afer is the source of this 954-nucleotide messenger RNA. The record is from RefSeq and is a predicted model, not a curated record. NCBI's taxonomy places the organism in Eukaryota, Metazoa, Chordata, Mammalia, Tubulidentata, Orycteropodidae.